This is a messenger RNA of Paralichthys olivaceus (Japanese flounder), 1916 nucleotides long. The record is from RefSeq and is a predicted model, not a curated record. NCBI's taxonomy places the organism in Eukaryota, Metazoa, Chordata, Actinopteri, Pleuronectiformes, Paralichthyidae.
CAGCAAAUCCCCUGGGCGUCCUCCUCGCUAACAUCGCCUCUCCUCUGAUCGCUCAAACAUCUGCACAAAUCCCACAGCUGUUGCUUGUCUAUGCGAUGCCGGCAUGCCUCAUCUGUCUCCUAGCAACAGUAGGGCUACGGAACAGCGCCCCCCCCACGCCACCGUCGCCCAGUGCCGUGUCCUCCGGCUCAGAGCCAUUUGUGCAGGGCAUCAAACUGUUAAUGAAGAACAGAUCCUACCUCAUCCUGCUGCUGUGCUUCGGCUCGGGCAUCGCUGUGUUCACCUGCUUCUCCACGCUGCUGGAGCAGAUCCUGUGUGUGCAGGGAUACACCAACAACUUCGCCGGCCUGUGCGGCGCCCUCUUCAUCGUGUUCGGCAUCGUCGGCGCCGGCGUUCUGGGACUCUAUGUGGACAAGACCAAGAAGUUCAUCGAAGCCACAAAGAUCAACAUGAGCCUCUGCGCUCUGGCGUGCAUCGCCUUCUCAGUGGUGUCUCUGAUGCGGCAGCAGAAAGCCGCCGUGGCCACCGUCUGUUCCCUCUUUGGCUUUUUCGGUUUCUCCAUUUACCCGGUUGCCAUGGAGCUUUCCGUGGAGUGUUCGUAUCCGGUCGGAGAGGCCACGUCAGCCGGGCUCAUCUUCAUAUCGGGACAGGUUCAGUCUGUUCUCUACAUCGUCCUCCUCCAGGCUCUGACCAAACGGCUCGCUGACUCUCCUCUGUCGACCUGCGGGGAUGGGGUGUUGAGCUGGAAAGUGCCGAUGCUGGUGAUGGCAGGACUGUGCAGUUUGUUCAGCUGCUGCUUCGUCAUCUUCUUCCACACGAGAUACAGACGACUGGAGGCUGAAACAGAAGCGACCUACGGCCCCAAACUAACCAGCAGCUCAGCGACCAGCGACCCCGCCCAGAGUGUGCCGACCAGCGACCCCGCCCAGAGUGCGCCGCCCAGUGAUCCCGCCCAGAGUGCGCCGCCCAGCGACCCCGCCCAGAGUGCGCCGACCAGUGAUCUCACCCAGAGUGUGGUGACGUGAAACUGCUGACGGACUCGUGAUGAGAGAGAAACCGUUUCACAUGAAACACAGUAGAAUGGAUCUAUUUUAAAAACACUGAUUCUUUUGUAAAAUAUCAGGGCCAAACUUUUUUGUACAUAAAGGUACUAUAACAGAUUUUACUUCAACACCACUGGUACUAACAAGUAAUCCUCAAAAUAUUAUUCAGCGGUAAAUCGACUGUUGAUCUAACGAAAUGAACUCAGCAGAUUGUUCUCAUCAUUCCAUUGAUUAUUGGUAAAGAGGAAAUCUACAGAGUAAAAGAUUAAUUAUGUUGUGAGAACGAGCUCGUGUAGAUACAGCAAGGGAUUCUUAAUAUUGAGAAUCUCGUCUCUGUAGAGGAGCAACAAUGUCCUGACAAAAUAUAUAUGAUACAUAUACUACAUGACAAACAACAUCCUCUUCCGAUCAGAGGAUUUAAAUCAUUCUUGCUCUCUGGGUUUAUGUUGAGUGAGAUUUACCUUUGAUAAAGGUAAUUGAGCGGCGCGGUGGAGCAGCGGUUCACACUGUCGCACAGCAAGACGUUUCCCAGUUACUCGUUCUCCUGGAGUUUUUCUGCGUGGGUUUUCUCCGGUUUCCUCCCACAGGCCGGACACAUGCAGAGUGAGGUCAGAUUAACUGAGGACUCAAUCGUCCGCAGCUGUGAUCAAUCUCACCCGACGUCAGCCGGGGGCGAAGCGACCUCGUGCAGAUGAUGGAUCGUGCAAAAUAAAAACUCCCAUGUCAACCUGAGUGAAGGUUUUUUUCCAGGAUUACCAACCUGAGCUUUAACUUGAAAACUGUCUCCGUCAGUGUUUAGUUCAACUCUCCAGGAUUCCUUUUUUUUUUUAAAUGACCAAACGCAGCAGGGGCAUUAAGCUGCACUGCAUUCUG